AUGCCGGGUCCCUGAGGUGAAAGGUUGCUACGGCGAGCAUCAAUGACCAAUAGAAAUAAGGGGGGAAAGCGACGACUUGUUUCAAGUACAGCGUUGCACAGAGGACCAUUACAUUUCAAGUUCACUUUCUUCAAAGCAGCUGUCUGGUGUUGUAUAGAGUCGCCGGCACGUGUCCACCUCACCCAGCCGGUAAACAGAGUGUGUGGAAUGCUGUGGAGAAGGAGGGAUGGCCGGAGCAUUGCGCGAUGCUCGCUGCUCUUGGUCACUGCUCUGCUGUUCGCCCACGCACACGAGUCAGAUCCGCAUGGCCACCCGGACGUAGCGGAAGGUCACCGGCCGAACAUGCGUCUAGACAAGAACAUGGUUCAGGACAAGGAGCACAUCAUGGAGCAUUUGGAUGGAGUAAUCGAUAAGCCGGAGUCAGACAUGUCCCCCCAAGAGCUGCAGCUGCACUACUUCAAAAUGCACGACUAUGACGGCAACAACCUGCUGGACGGGCUUGAGCUUGCUACCGCCAUCACGCAUGUGCACAAAGAGGAGAGGGGAGAGGACAGUCAACCAAUGAGAGAGGAAGACCUCAUAAAUUUGAUUGACGAUAUCUUGAGAGACGAUGACAAAAACAACGAUGGGUACAUCGAUUAUGCAGAAUUUGCCAAAUCUCUCGAGUAAAGGAAUGGGGUAUUGAGAAACUGUGAAAUGUGCUACAAGGGUGAACAUAGUCACCUUCCUCUUUAAAAAAAACUGCUAGAAAGAAGCAGCCUUUAAUUUGCCUGAGCUAGUGAAAGUAUUUUGGACUGAGUUGGCACUAGCUCAGCUGUACCAGCAUAAGUGGUUAAUUUCAGUUCAAAUGUAGAAACUGCCGAAAAUGUCUGCUGUAUGCAAUAAAAUCAUGAUAGUAAUGUCCCUGUAGGUCAGUGCCAGUGUUGCUAUUUAAUGAAGAGUUUAUUUGCAAUAACUAAUCUGGAGAUUGUUGCAUCAGAUGUCCAUCAUUGUGGCAUUUCUCACAAUGAGUUAAAUCAUUGGUGUAGGGGUAACGAUGUAAUCAGGAUAAACGUUUCCACACACACACCCCUCCCAUCUAAAGUCAAGGCAUUGCCAUUGUUUGCUUGUGUUAAAGCGAUGGCAACCAAGACAUGCAUAAAGUAAAGUGUCCAGUGUGGAUAAAAUGGCCAGCUUCACUUCCCGAUUGCUUAGGUAGGGAUGGAAGCUACAAGGUCAGGGCUGCUGCAGGGUUUCCAAAGGUUUCCUGCAGGAGGAAGGUACCCAGAUGUGCAUCUCACACCUGGUCCUGCAGUGUCAGCUGGACACCUGUGGCAGACAUGUUUUCAGGUUUUUCUUUUGUAUGAUGGCCAGGGAUAUAGGUGAGUCACAGAAGAAUCAUGAAUUGUACAGCAGCAGCAGUAGUGUGACAUUUUGUAUUCACUGUCCGAAUAUAGGUGUGAAAUUGUAAUGUAAAACAUGACAUGUGCAUGGUCCUUCUGUGGCCUCCUUACCUGGCUGGGUGGACCAAGGUGGAGGUUCAGUGAACAAGCCAAACAAGUGAUCACUGGCAUCUGGCACCAUGUGAAAGGCUCUGAGCUGCAACUGACUGAAGCUUUCCUACAUUAAGUAAUUGAAUGUCAAACAGGAAUGUUCUCUUUGUGCGUUUAUAGUUUCUGACUGGAUUAACCUGAGCACCAUUAAUAAAUGCAGAAAACCUAAAUCAGAAUCCUAUCGAUGUACAUGUUGGCUGCUUUCGUUUCAGUGAUGUUAAAUGUACAAUGUAGUACCAAACAUGAACUACUGUAGUUGUGAAAUGGCUACAUAUCACUAUAAAGCAGUUCAGGGUCUGUGCAAUAAGGCCACAUUAAUUCUGUUCAGUCCAUUUGUAAAGUGAAUUGUUUUCUAAAGAAAAACCAAAACUCUUUAUAACAAAUAUUCUAUUUUCAAAUAGUGUCAUUAAUUGUUUUGUGAUACCUGUGUGUUGAAAAGCAAAUGCCUCUUUGUAUGACUUCAGAUACUGUGACAUUAGUUAAGUGAAGCAACAGUGUUUUAUGUCUAAUUUACAGCCAAAAUAAAAUAGACGCAUAACACAAA
This is a messenger RNA of Anguilla anguilla (European eel), 2076 nucleotides long. RefSeq names its product multiple coagulation factor deficiency 2, ER cargo receptor complex subunit (gene mcfd2). The record is from RefSeq and is a predicted model, not a curated record. Bases 43 to 669 code for a protein of 208 amino acids. NCBI's taxonomy places the organism in Eukaryota, Metazoa, Chordata, Actinopteri, Anguilliformes, Anguillidae. Gene Ontology annotation, molecular function: calcium ion binding. The transcript is spliced from 4 exons.